Molecule: messenger RNA, 3438 nt
Organism: Sorex fumeus (smoky shrew)
Lineage: Eukaryota; Metazoa; Chordata; Mammalia; Eulipotyphla; Soricidae
Gene: FAM171A1
Product: family with sequence similarity 171 member A1
Exons: 9
Coding region: 101-2734 (877 amino acids)
Biological process (GO): regulation of cell shape; stress fiber assembly
Cellular component (GO): plasma membrane
Source: RefSeq, a predicted model, not a curated record
CGCGGCGGGCGGGCGCGUGGAGCGGGGCGCGGCGUGGGGCCGGCCGUGACGCGCCGCUGGCCCGCGAGCCCGGGCGCGGGGGAGCCCCCGCGGCGCGGAGAUGCGCGGGGCGGCCGCGCUGCUGCUGUGCCUGCUGGGCUGCCACGUCGGGACGGCGCGGAGCAGGACGCCGCGAGCCCCAGCCGUCACCCUGAAGGUCCACGUCAGCGACGCCAGCACCCACCAGCCCAUUCCGGAGGCCCUCAUCGAGGUGUUCAACAACCAGGUGCCCGUCGCCUCGGGCACCUCAGGGACAGAUGGCGUCGCCUUCAUCAAGUUCCAGUACAGGCUGGGCACUCCACUAAUGGUCACCGCCUCGAAGCACGCCUACGUCCCCAACUCGGCCCCAUGGAAGCCCGUGCGCUUGCCCGUGUUCUCAUCGCUGAGCCUCGGCCUGCUGCCUGAGCGGCCCGCCACCCUCAUGGUCUAUGAAGACGUUGUCCAGAUCGUCUCAGGCUUCCAAGGCGCCCGGCCGCAGCCCCGUGUGCACUUCCAGCGGCGCGCCCUGCACCUGCCUGACAAUACCAGCUACAGCGACCUGACCGCCUUCCUCACGGCCGCCAGCAGCCCCGCCGAGGUGGACAGCUUCCCCUACCUGCGCGGGCUGGAUGGCAACAGCACAGGGAAUGGCACCCGGCAUGACCUCACGCCUGUCACAGCCGUCAGUGUGCACCUGCUGGGCAGCGAUGGGACGCCAGUGCUGGUGGAUGGGCCCAUGUACGUCACCGUGCCACUGUCCACGCACAGCAGCCUGAGACACAAUGGCUACGUGGCCGCAUGGCGGUUUGAUCAGAAACUGGGAACGUGGCUGAAGAGCGGUCUGGGUCUCGUGCACCAGGAGGGCAGCCAGCUGACGUGGACAUACAUCGCCCCACAGCUGGGCUACUGGGCUGCCGCCAUGUCACCUCCCAAUCCAGGUCCCAUUGUCACCCAAGACAUCACGGCGUAUCACACGCUCUUCCUCCUGGCCAUCUUAGGCGGGAUGGCUUUCAUCCUCCUGGUUCUGCUGUGCCUCCUUUUGUAUUACUGCAGGCGGAAAUGCUUGAAGCCUCGCCAGCAUCACCGGAAGCUGCACCUCCCGGCCACGCUGGAGAGCUCCAAGAGGGAUCAAUCCACGUCCAUGUCGCACAUCAACUUGCUCUUCUCCCGCCGGGGGGAGUCCGAGUUCCCGGGGCCGCUCUCAGUCAGCGGCCACGGCCGGCCAGACGCGCCGGGCUCCAAGGAGCUGCUGGGAGGCGUCCCCCGGGAGCUGCUUUCACCAGGUGGCGAGGGGGACCUGCACGCGCCUGUGCUGAAGCUGGCCUACAGCACCUCACAGGACUUCAGCUCCCGGGAGGAGCUGCUGUCGCAUCAGGACCACGACAAGAGCCAGGGCUCCUUUGACAACCUGACGCCCAGCGGGACGCUGGGCAAAUCGGUGGAGCUUUUCCCGCUCAAGUCCCGGCGGUCCCUGGAGAGGGACAGCUACGAGUCGCCCAGCCACGGCGACUACCGGCGCAGCUACAACGCCAUGCUCUCACAGCCACUCUUUGACAGGCCCGAGCGGGACAGCCAGGCGUCCCUGGCGGUGGGCAGCAAGCUGACCAUCCAGGAGCACCUCUACCCCACGCCCUCCUCGCCCGAGAAGGAGCAGCUACUGGACCGCCGGCCGGCCACGGAGUGUCUGAUGUCACGUUCCGUGGACCACCUGGAAAGACCCUCUUCUUUCCCGCGGCCCGGCCAGCUCAUCUGCUGCAGUUCCGUGGACCAGGUCAACGACAGCGUGUACCGGAAGGUCCUGCCCGCCUUAGUCAUCCCGGCGCACUACAUGAAGCUCCCUGGCGACCACUCCUACGUGGGCCAGCCCCUGGUGGUGCCCGCCGACCAGCAGCUGGACAUCGAGAGGCUGCAGGCGGAGCUCUACCCGCACCCCGCCGGCCCAAUCCCCGGGCAGCCCCUGUCGUGCCAGGCCGUGUCGCAGCAGCACCUGCAGGAGGCAGGCGCGCGCGUGUCCGAGUCCCUGUCCAUCCCCGCGUCCCUGAACGAGGCGGCGCUGGCGCAGAUGAACAGUGAGGUCCAGCUGCUGACCGAGAAGGCGCUGAUGGAGCUGGGGGGCGGCAAGCCGCUGCCGCACCCCCGCGCCUGGUUCGUCUCCCUGGACGGCCGCUCCAACGCGCACGUGCGACACUCCUACAUCGACCUCCAAAGAGCCGGCAGGAACGGCAGCAACGACGCCAGCCUGGACUCGGGCGUGGACAUGAACGAGCCCAAGGCGGCCCGCAAGGGGCGAGGGGACGCCCUGGCCCUGCCGCAGAGCCACCCCCCGCUCCAGGAGCACGCUGCCAAGGAGUCCCGGGCGGCCGACGGCGCCGCCUACGCGCAGCUGGUGCACCGGGAGCGCGCGCUGGACCCGGGAGGCGGCGAGGGGGGCGCCGCGGCGUGCGCCCCCGAGGACAGCGCGCUGCGGUGCCUGCUGGACAGCGGGGGCCGGCGGAGCGGCGGGCAGCUGCCCAGCCUGCAGGAGGAAACCACCAGACGAACUGCCGACGUCCCCGCGGCCGAGCCCGGGGGCGCCCCCCAAGCGCCCAGACCUGCCCGGGAGGAAGAGGAAGAGGAUGAUGAGGACGACGACGACGACGAUGACCAAGGCGAGGACAAGAAGAGCCCCUGGCAGCGGCGGGAGGAGAGGCCCCUGAUGGCGUUCAAUAUCAAAUGAGCCCGAGCAGGGUCUGGCGCCCCCCACCCCCAAGGGGUCUCCUUUCACUCAGUGACAUCUCUGCUACAUCCCAGCCUUUGAAUGAAAUUUCUCUCCGCCAAGAGUCCUUCAAUUCCGGUCCCAGUAACUCCAAGUGCCUUUUUUACAGUGAUAACAGACAGUCCCUCAAAAGAAAAGAAAAAAAAAAGAAGGAAAAACAGAAAUUUUGCUUUUGUAUUUUUUCCCCUUAACCCCUUUAAGUGAACUGCCUGGAUUUUAUCAAGUGAUGAAAUGCUGUCCUUUCUGUUUUUGACUGCAUGCGGCCACGGAGCUCUUUCGAGAGGGCAGGAUUCUCAUUUCAGCGUGUGUGCUUCCUGGAGGCUUCUGAUGCGCCCAGGUAGACGAGAGGACACUUCACAGGGACUCUGCCGUUUCCCCGCCCCGUGGCUACCAGCCACCUUACGGUUUUUUGCCUGUUUGUGUAGACGGUUAUGUAUUCCCCCACCCCCACCCCCCGCCCGGGAAUCCUCCAAUCCUCCGGGCAGCUCUUGCUCACCCAGCCUGAGUGAUGGGCUGGGCGAGGGGACCAAAUGUGACAAACAAAUCUCAUGUACUCUCCGAAAGUGCCGGAAUCACUCUCUGUGCAUCCUCCUUAAACAGCUGCUUGGUGAUCCAAAAAUGAAAAGUCAAAAUAAACUUCAAAGGAAAAUUUAAAAAAAAAAAAA